Molecule: messenger RNA, 2956 nt
Organism: Anas platyrhynchos (mallard)
Lineage: Eukaryota; Metazoa; Chordata; Aves; Anseriformes; Anatidae
Gene: RASSF10
Product: Ras association domain family member 10
Biological process (GO): signal transduction
Source: RefSeq, a predicted model, not a curated record
UGGGGGCAGAGGAAAACCCGGCGGCGGCGGCGCUGGGCCCCGCCAGAGCGCGGGCGGCGGCGGCCAGGCGGGCUCCGCGCCGGACUCCGCUUCGCUCCGCGCCGGCCCCUCCCGGCGGCACGCGGCGCGGCGCGGGGCAGGAAGGGGUGGAGCGGCCGGCAGAGCGCUCGGCGGGGAGGCAGGAGGGCAGCGCCGGAGCCGGGCGGGCGGCGAGAGAGGUGGCCCGGCCAUGCUGAGGCCGGCCGGCGCCGCAGCUCCCCGGAGCGCCCGCGUCGAGCGGCAGCCUGGCCGGUCCCGCUGAGCCCGCGGCCCCGGCCGGCCGCUCGCGGCCGCUCCCGAUGGAGCCCGAGGAGCGGAAGAUCUCGGUGUGGAUCUGCCAGGAGGAGAAGCUGAUCUCCGGGCUCUCCCGGCGGACCACCUGCUCGGACGUGGUGCGGGUGCUGCUGGAGGACAGCCACCACCGGCGGCAGCGCCCGGCGCCGCCCGAGCCCGGCGGCGGAAUGCUGUCGGGGCCGCCGCACUCGUACUGCAUCGUGGAGAAGUGGCGAGGCUUCGAGCGGAUACUGCCCAACAAGACGAAGAUCCUGCGGCUCUGGGUGGCGUGGGGGGACGAGCAGGAGAACGUGCGCUUCGUGUUGGUGCGCAGCGAGGCCUCGCUGCCCAACGCGGGGCCGCGCAGCGCCGAGGCGCGGGUGGUGCUCAGCAAGGAGCGCCCCGGCCACGGCUUGGGGGCGGCCCGCGGCAGCCUGGCGCUCACGCAGGAGCGGCAGCGGCGGGCAGUGCGGAAAGCCUUCCGCAAGCUGGCCAAGAUCAACAAGAAGCGGCAGCAGCCGUUGGCCCGGGAAGCCUCGGCGGCGGAGAGGAUGGAGACGCUGGUGCACCUGGUGCUCUCGCAGGACCACACCAUCCGCCAGCAGAUCCAGCGGCUGCGCGAGCUGGACCGGGAGAUCGACAAGUACGAGGCCAAGAUCCACCUGGACCGCAUGAAGCGGCAUGGCGUCAACUACGUGCAGGACACCUACCUGGUGGGCGCCGGCGGAGGGGAGCCCGAGCCCGAGCCCGAGCCCGAGCCGAGCCGGGAGGCGCCUCCCGAGGAGGACUACGCCAGGAAGUGCGAGGCGGUGCUGCAGCUGCAGGAGCAGCGGGCGCAGCAGGAGGAGCUGCUCGAGCACCUGGCCGCCGAGAUCCAGCAGGAGCUCAACGAGCGCUGGAUGAAGCGGCGGCGGGAGGGGCUGGAGCUGGCCGCGGGGCCCGGCCUGGCCGAGACGGACUGCGACACCACCGAGCUGAGCGGUGGCGGCGAGGGCGAGCUGCAGCUGGAGCACGAGCGGGUCAGGACGCAGCUGAGCACCAGCCUCUACAUCGGCCUCAAGCUCAGCACGGACCUGGAGGCCGUCAAGACCGACCUGGACUACACGCAGCGGGCGUGGGAGGACAGGGAGCGGGAGCUGCAGCGCCUGCUGGAGACGCUGGGCACCCUGGACGUGGCGGAGGCGGCGGCGGAGCCGCGCGGGGCGGUCGGAGGGCGGCGGGCGGCGACGGGCGGCUGGCUGGAGCAGGCGCGGGCGCUGCACAAGGACGGCGCCGACAACGACGAGGACUCGGACACAGGGCUGAGCUCCAUGCACAGCCAGGACUCGGACUCGCUGCCCGUCUGCGAGUCCCUCGUCUAGCGCCCGCCGCCGGGCCGGGGAUGCAGGGCGGCCGCCGCCCGUCGGCUGCGCGGCUGCCCGGCCCGGCCGCGGCCAAGCCCCCGUCUCUGGGGCGGCCCCGAACCACGCCCGACCCCGCGCAGCGGGCCCCCGGCAUCCGAAAGCUGCUGAUCGUCUGCGAGCCAGCGGGGGAGAGAGGUGUCCCUGCUGCUGAGGUGCCAACGCCGAGCACCGGGGAACGCGCUGCAGUUCCUUCUGGCAACGAAAAGGGGUGAUCAAUCACUUCUCCCAAAAGGGCAAACUAAGGCAAAACGGAGAUGAACGUGCCGUCUGAACCAGCUCUGCGGAGUGCUUUUCCCUAUGUGUAGAUAUGAGUGCUUUGUUUAAAGGCGUACUAAGAAAUCUAUUAGUAUCAGCGUUCCUUUGACAGUCUGUGAAAGCAAUUAGCAGAGCCUGUACGUACACAGCCUUCGACUACGUUUUUUUCAUGAGGCUAGCUGAUACUUGGCUGAGCUUGGCUGUAGGUAAACAAAGUACAGAAUCAGCUUGAGCUACCAUUUUUAAUAAUAUAGUUUGUAUCAGGCCAAGAGAUUACAAUGAUAAAAGCAUGACUCAAGCCCUAGCUGCACUGGAGCUUAAUCUUUUCAGUUAUUCUAAUAAAAAAAAAAGGGCAUCAGCUGUAACAUGCAUUUCACUUAACUGCCAAAUCUUCUUCUGCAGCUUAACUCUUACUGAAAGUACAUGAUCUGCUCUUACAAUAAGAGAGAUUAGGAUUGUUGUAUUUCUGAAUAAUUACAAAGAUGGUUUAAGCAGUGAGAGACCAGAGAAUGUUUACUCAGUCCUGGCUGACGGUGUGAACUUGUUAAAACUUCUGAGAUUAUUAUUUAUGUAAGGCUAUUUAUGAAAUUUUUCAUUUAAUGAUAAGAAAGUAUGAAAAGGGAUACAUCAACAGACCAAUUAUUUACUUUGUACAAAAACCUUGCAGCUGCCUCUCCCGAAGCCUGGGUCCCACUCCCCAGCGGUGUGCUCACUGGUAGGAUUCUGCAGGACAGUGAGGAACAGGCUGUGGCCAGGCAGCUGAAAAGCCAUAGGAGAAAUAUUGUCUGGGGAUCUGCUGAGGCUGUAAAACUCCCCAUGUGCUAUCGUUCUUGAAAAGUGUUAUUCCACUGAAUGGGCUUCAGUUAUAAAAAAAUGGUGAUUUAUUUUAAACACUGAUUAUAUAAUUGUUUUGCAUAUUUUAGCCAAAUUUGAAAAAUAUUUAAGAACCUAUUUUUAGACCUAAUAAAAUUCUUUAUAAGACUAAA